Molecule: messenger RNA, 1392 nt
Organism: Peronospora belbahrii
Lineage: Eukaryota; Oomycota; Peronosporomycetes; Peronosporales; Peronosporaceae
Source: the annotation of a GenBank genome assembly
AUGGUCAAAAAAGUUGGAAAAUAUGAAAUUGGAAAGACAUUAGGUGAAGGAACGUUUGGAAAGGUCAAGUAUGCAGUAAAUACGGAAACAGAUGAGCGUGUGGCGAUUAAAGUGUUGGAUAAAGAAAAGAUUCAGAAACAAAAUAUGGGCGCACAGAUUAAAAAGGAGAUUUCUAUUAUGAAAAUGGUGCGACACAAACAUGUUGUUGUACUGAAGGAAGUACUGGCUAGUCGUACCAAGAUUUUUAUUGUGCUGGAGCUUAUUACGGGUGGUGAGCUUUUUGAUAAGAUUGUGAGCGAAGGAAGAUUUAGUGAAGAAACAGCGCGCUUUUACUUUCGUCAACUUGUGGAUGGCGUGCAGUACUGCCAUGAAAACGGCGUGUGCCAUCGUGAUCUCAAGCCAGAAAAUCUGUUGCUGGACGACAAUGGAGAUUUGAAGAUUUCCGACUUUGGCCUAUCGGCUCUGUACGAAGGUGGUGGUCCUGAUGGUCCGGAGAGCUCGCGUGCGUCGCUACUGCACACGACGUGUGGAACACCAAACUACGUGGCUCCCGAAGUUCUUGCCGAUAAGGGCUACGACGGACGUGCUGCUGAUGUGUGGUCGAUGGGUGUGAUUUUGUACGUGCUGCUAGCUGGUUUUCUGCCGUUCGAUGAGCCAACAAUGUCAGCACUAUUCCGCAAGAUUCAAAAGGCCGAGUAUUCGUACCCGAGCUGGUUCACUCCGCGCGUCAAAGCGUUGUUGAACCGCAUUCUUGUUUCCGAUCCAGAAACACGAAUUACGAUAAAAGAUAUUCUGCAGGACGAGUGGUUUGUGAAUGCACACGGUGCCGACGAGCAGGAGAUUCCUGCUACUGGUACUAGCACAAUUAGUGCGGAAUUGGCGGCAACUCCUGUGCCAAAUCCUGUUGACCAUAUGACCAUUAAACCAAGCCAGGCCGAUUUGGAUGCGGCCAUCCUGGAGCACCAGGACGAGAUUAACUCUGGCAAGAGGGACAAGUUAGACGGAGGUCUGAAAGUGCUGAAUGCGUUUGAUCUGAUCAAUAUGUGCGGUGGAAUGGCUCUCAACCGCAUGUUCCAGAGCAAUGACGAAAAGCGAGUCAAACGGGCGACGCAGUUCACGUCCACUAUCCCGGCAGCGAGCAUCAUGACUCGUUUGACGGGUCACUUGGAAAGUCUUCACUGCGAAAUUAACGUGGAGAACUCUUCAAAGGUGAAGGCCGUGUUGCAAACACCCAAGGGCGCUGUUGGCGUGGUUAUUCAGAUCUUUAUGCUUGCGGAUAGCCUUCACUUGGUGGAGGUGCGUCGUGGCAAGGGCGACAUUUUCGAGUAUCAUAAGUUCUACACUCAGCUGAACAAGCAAAUGGAGGAUUUGAUUGCGACUUUUGGUGAUUGA